UUUCAUCCCGUAUUACACAAUGUACUAUUACAUUAUUUGCAUUUAGCCUGCAAGUUUCAAUACCUACUUUACUAGUCGAAACAAGCUAAUGUGAGACCGAUGCGAUUUAUUAAGAAAAAACAUUGACAUCUGAAGAAGACUUGAUUUUUAGAAAUCGAACUGAAAAUAAUAAUUUUCCGAAAGUUGAAAAAUUUCCAUUUAAUCAGUCACCAUGGCCGUGAGGUAAAUAGGCUUACCUCUCGAAAUUAGUCAGUGGCCUAAUGUGGGUUUGAACCUCAGUGUUAGCCGGAAAAAUAAUUUUGUGGGUUUCAACCUGCCGCUGGUCUUACAAAAACCCCUAAGUCUCAAGGAAGCGCUUCUAACAGUAUAUAAUUGUUAAUGAUUCUAGCAGUUAAUAGUGACUUUAAAUGACAAAAAAAUAAUAUUUCCAUUUCCUUAGUAAAAAGUUGAAAAUAGAAGUUACAUUUAUUAUUAAUGGAUUUUUUUCAUGGGUAUUUUAUUAAUAGAACUUCCACUAAUGUUUAUUUGUCACGGAUCUUUUUAAGCACAGCUAUUCCUUUAGUUAUGUGGGUUAUUAUGUUGCUAUAUAUAUUUAUAUGUACAUAUAAAUCGGUAUAAACGUUUAUGCUUAUACAUUCUAGAAUAUGGCUAUAUGAAUAGUCGAAUAAUUUCCUAAAACCCUAAAACCUCGACUAUUUUGGUCGUUAUAGAAGAUACAGUUUUAUUGCAUCGUAAAUCGAUAAAAAUAAACUAUUUUAAAAACAUUCUAAUUAAAUAAUCAAGGAGAGGUGGCAUUAUGAGUCACCUGACUCCAAAUCUAUCAUACAAUUUAUGAAAUAAAUAUGUUGACAUUGUUUGCUAGCAUUUAAUUGUGUUAUCACUUCUGAUCUGUAACAUUGACUAAACUACAAAAACUUCGUAAUCAGUUGCUAUUUUAGGGAACAAAUUUUUGAAACCAAAUAUUAUUUGACAUAAAGGAGCUACACCAAGAUGGAUAUACAAAAAUCGGCAUCGAUAUUCAUAAUCAUCUUCGCAUUGGCUGACAGUUGUAGUCCUUUCUUUCAACCAAAUAUUGUUGAAAAACAUAAUGAUAUAAAUUUAUCACGGUGGACUGUAAUCGUCCGUCAACGUACGAUGACGAGAUUUAUAUUCAAUGAUACUGUACAGUAUGGUUCUCUAAUUCAUUUUCAAGCUGUUCUUACAUUAAAUACAACACUCAUAAACAUGCCUCACACAAAUUUCACUUGCAUUAGUAGUUGUCAAAUAUUAGAAACAAGCAAGAAUUUAGAUCAUUGUCAUAAUAGACAUGUUAUCAAAGUCAUAAACGUAAGUCGCAAGGGAGUAACUCAAUAUAUGGACUAUAAUAAUUUUGUUAUAUUGGUUCUUGAGUCACCUUUUCUUAGUGAAAACGCUAAUGUGAUCAAUUUAGCAAGGAGUGAUGAUUUAAGAAUUCUUAAUGACAAUUGUUAUUUUUAUGCUUUAACAGCAUCUAUAAGAGAACAUCGUUUGCUUGAAGUUCAGAAAUAUUUGACUGCGGCUCCAUAUAGGUUUGAGAUGAUCAAUGGAAAAGUCAGAAGCUUAACUCACAUUGUUGAUGCUAAUGAACAAAUCAAUGACAGCAUAAUUCUAUUAACGACGGAUUAUUGGGCUAAUCCAGUGAUAUGUCAAGAUCAGUAUGACUCCAGUAAAUAUUUUCAUAUUGGGUUUCUAAACAUUCAUAUCAAAAAUUUUACCUUCGAUCCAUUCGAACUUCAACUGACUGAAUCAUUGAUAUUAAUUUUUCAACAAGAGAAGAUAUAUAAAGAAAUUGAUGAUUAUUUUAUAGCCACUAAAAACAAUAUUCUUUGAAAUAAUACUGAUAUAAUGCUUUAUGAGGUUAAGGACGAGACAAGAUAAUUUCAGGCUAAAGCAAGGUUUUCUAAGAGCAACCAAAGUACAAUAUUGUCUUUUAUCUCGUGCUACUUUUGAUAAUCUUGGAAUAAACAGACUCCUUGAACUGUCUUGAUAAUAAUUUUUAAAUAGCUAUUUCUUAAGACCUAA
Microplitis demolitor is the source of this 2040-nucleotide messenger RNA. RefSeq lists its product as uncharacterized. NCBI's taxonomy places the organism in Eukaryota, Metazoa, Arthropoda, Insecta, Hymenoptera, Braconidae. Bases 991 to 1848 code for a protein of 285 amino acids. The record is from RefSeq and is a predicted model, not a curated record. The transcript is spliced from 6 exons.